Molecule: messenger RNA, 1056 nt
Organism: Pedinophyceae sp. YPF-701
Lineage: Eukaryota; Viridiplantae; Chlorophyta; Pedinophyceae
Source: the annotation of a GenBank genome assembly
AUGGGAUGUGCGGGCAGCAAGGAUCAGGGCGUUGGCGCGAAGGCCAUCAAGGAUAACUUCUCGACCUUCAAGGGCGUGCAGGAAGCCCUCCGCAGCGCCGGCCUCGAAGGCUCGAACCUCCUCCUCGCCAUCGACUUCACCGCUUCCAACCAGCUCGCCGGAAAGAAGACGUUCGACGACCGCAGCCUCCACGACCCCGGCAACCCGCCCAACCCCUACAAGGAGUCGAUCAUGGCCAUCGCCAACACCCUCUCGUCAUUCGACGAGGACGGCAAGGUCCACGUGUACGGCUUCGGGGACGCGCGCACGCACGCGUCGGACUGCUUCUCGUUCAACGCCAACGACGCGCCCUGCCACAGCCUGGAGGAGGUCCUGACUCGAUACACCCAAGUCCUCCCCCGCCUCGACCUGUCCGGGCCGACGUCCUUCGCGCCCGUGAUCUACGAGGCGUGCAAGGUCGUGGAGCGGUCCGGCCACGGGUACCACAUCCUCGUCAUCAUCGCGGACGGCGGCAUCACCGGGAGCGGGAUCGCCAGCGGGGGCCCGCUGUCGCCGAACGAGCGCGACACGAUCGACGCGAUCAUCGCCGCGAGCAACCUCCCGCUGUCGAUCGUCAUGAUCGGCGUCGGCGACGGCCCCUGGGACACCAUGAACAAGCUCGACGACAAGGUCAAGGGCCGGAAAUUCGACAACUUCCAAUUCGUGGACUUCUCCAAGUCCAAGCAGAAGUACCCGAACGACGAGACGCGCUCGCUCGCCAACUUCGCGAAGAAGGCGCUGCAGGAGAUCCCGCACCAGUACAAGAUCGUGACCAGCCUGGGGUACGUGGGCGCGACAAACAAGCCCUCCGUGGUGCCGCCGCAGUGGCGCGAGAAGCGCCCGCUGAACCCGCCGGACUACGACGGACCCGACGUGCCGCCGCCGGCGCCCGGGGGCGCGCCGGGGUAUCCGCCGGCGACCGGCGCGAGCGCGUACCCUGCUGUCGGGGGCGCGGCGAAUCCCUACCCCGCCGUCAACCCUCCCGCGGCGAACCCGUACCCCACGGUGCAGAACUAG